Messenger RNA from Oppiella nova, 342 nucleotides. NCBI's taxonomy places the organism in Eukaryota, Metazoa, Arthropoda, Arachnida, Sarcoptiformes, Oppiidae. The record is from the annotation of a GenBank genome assembly.
UCAAAUGAAGUGAUAUUUGCGUUGGAGUCGCACGUGAAGAAAGUGCGCCAAACACUGGACUACCCGUUGGAUCCGAUGGUCACUCCAAGACUAGAUGGCGAUGUCCUACUGUUGCGGGCGAACCAGCAUUUGGUGCGCCCGGAGGCCAGACAUGAGCACCACUUUGUGGCCAAUGAUUACGGAUUCAGUGAAUUAAUUACCGGCAAUUGUAUUGUCAAAGAACUUGAUGGUAAUCAUACGAAAUUCUUGGAAAAUAACCCGGAUCAAAUCCACCAAUACAUUAGCGAGUAUAUGAAAUAAUAUAUGGAAUUGUUUAAUGAUAAAUAUUAUUUUUAAAGGGAA